AUGAAAACUUUUGGUAUUCUACUGCUUUUUAUUAGUACUGGUAAGUACGGUAGGGUAAAAGACAAUGUAGAAACGUAAGGCAAUCUAAAGCUAAGUAAGAAUUGUAGAGUAUGUACAUUAGGGUUGAGUAAGAUAAGAUAAGGCUGAGUAUGGCUAGAGUAAAUCUAGGGUAGAACUAGGGUAUGGUAAAGCAAAAUAGGUUUGUGUAUAAUAAGGUAGGGUUUGGCAGGGUAGGGUAGGGUAAGGUAGAGUAGGCUAGAGUAGGAUAGGGUAAGGCAGGGUAAGGUAUUGCAAAACAAUUUAACGUACUGCCAUUUUCAGCCCAUGCCCUAACAAGCACCUGGACAGAAACGCUACAUUUCACUAAAAAUAAACUUGGAAAUUUAGAACUUAUAGUAGAUUUAUCAUCUUCUAGUUCAUUUUUGAUUGAAGCAAGAUGUGAAAAUUGCCCUUUUAGAGGUAUAAAUCGACGAUUUUUCCCCGAAAAAAGUGCUUCUUUCGAAGAGGCUGGAUCAGUGUUUGAAAAAAAUUUUGAUGAAAAUUUGAAUAAUGGUAAAGGCGGUGUGCUUGGAUACACUGGAAAGGAUGUUGUGGUAGGUUUUACUCCAACUUUUCUUACUUACCAUACACUACCCUACCUUACCCUACCCUACCCCACUCUGCCCUACCCGAUUUAACCCCCUACCCUACCGUACUAUAUUGUACUACGCCCAACACUAACCUGCCCUACCUUGGUCCUACUCUACUACUCUGUCCUAUCACACUGAACCUUACAUUGUCCUAAACUACCCUACACUUCCCAUUUUCUUGCGCUGCCCAUGCUCUGCCUUGCCUUGUGCAGUUCAGUCCAACCCAGCCAUAGCUGUCCUGUUCUCCCUUGUGCCACUCUACCCUACUCUAUGACGUAUAUAUAACCCAUGAUCUACCUACCCUACCGCACUUUAAUUUUCAAAAUUCCAGGGUAAUACAAAAACCCAAAGAGAUACUUUUGGCCUAGUCAAGCGCCUAAACACCUUUUAUGACCCAGCUGAAACAUUGAAUAGAGAUCGAGUUGCUGGUCGACUUGGUUUGGCUUUGAAAACCAAAGACGAAACCAACUUAUUAGACAUUUUCUUUGAAGGAAUCGACAAGAAAUUAGUUUGCUUUGCUCCAAAAUGCUACAAAGAUCAGUAAGUUCUUCAAGUUGUACGUUUGAUUUGGUGAAGCAAUUAAAAAAUUAUAAUAAUUGUUCCAGGUUUACCGUAUUUUACACAAAAUCAUUACUUUUAAUUUAAAAUUGACUUCGUAAUUUUAUGUUACCCAAUUUUAUACACAAUAUCGUUUCAGAAACGGUUUUGAUCACUGUGAAAACAACGUAUCUAAGGGUACCUUCCCUGAUCAACUUGAGUACAAAAACAUAACCCAAGUUAAGGUUAUUGACACUCGACAAGAGUUCUGGGAGUUCAAAGUAAGUUUUCAUACCAUAAUCCUACCCUUAGCCCUACGUCAGUUCAGUUAUAAAUCUAUAGUAACUGUGACAGCUCAUAUUUAAAUUUAUAGUAAUUUUUUUUAGCCUCUACUGUACUUAUAGUCUAGUCUAACCCUAGGCCUACUUUUUAGCCUUAUUCUAGCUUCACAAUGCCCUUAUGCUAUUCGUGCUCUAGCUUUAAAAUAGUUAGUAACUACUUUACUUUAAGUUUUAAAGCAACACUAUAUGUAAGCCACUCCUAUCUCGUUCUACCCUACCUUACCCUACUUUACCCAAUUCUACUCUAUCUUACCCUACCCUAAAUUGUAUUAUCCUACCCAGCUCUAUAAUUUUCUAUACUACCCUAAAAAGUUAAUUUUACAUUUCCUUUACACAGCAUUGAUUUUUUUACUUUACCGCCAAUCUAUCUUACUCUACAGUAAAUAUUUAACAUUACGCCUACUUAACGCUACUUUAUUCUUCUUAAAGGACCAGUUCGCCCAUUCAGAUAUCAUUGGCAUUCUGUCGCAAAAAGUGUCGAAAAUCAGGCAAUUUCAAUCAAAAUCAUUUUUCUCAAAAAACAUGAGUGAGUCGGUGUCGAAAUGAAUUUUCCAAUUUGGGACCGACCUGCUCAGGUUUUUUGCGAAAAAAAUGAACGUCGAAUUUUUGCGACAGAAUGCCAAUGAUAUUUGAAUGGGCGAACUGGUCCUUUAACACUACCUUUACAUAACAAAACUUUUUUCAGGUAGAGGCCUUUUCCCAUCCCUCAACAUCUUCAAAGUCCUUCAACGCCAUUUUGUCUACUACAACAUCAGACUUCACUAUCCCUGCCGAAAUCUUUAACACUCUCAAACUCCACUACAGUGCUUUCAAAAACAAGGACGGUCUCUAUCAAGUUGACUGUUCCCACCGUGAUCGGAACACUCAUUUCGCUUUUACCAUUAAUGGUGUUAAUGUGCCUAUCUCAAGCGACAAACUGAUUGGCUAUGAUAUAUGGUCUAAGACUUGUCAUUUGAGAGCUAAACCAGCUGUGGGCUUCUACAGUAACACAUGGGUGUUUGGUACUGUAUUUACGGAUUCGAUUGGAAUUUGUUUAGAUUUUGAUGAUAAGCAAAUUAACUUUAUUCAGGUUUAA
This is a messenger RNA of Bursaphelenchus okinawaensis, 2582 nucleotides long. NCBI's taxonomy places the organism in Eukaryota, Metazoa, Nematoda, Chromadorea, Rhabditida, Aphelenchoididae. The record is from the annotation of a GenBank genome assembly.